Molecule: messenger RNA, 1471 nt
Organism: Aptenodytes forsteri (emperor penguin)
Lineage: Eukaryota; Metazoa; Chordata; Aves; Sphenisciformes; Spheniscidae
Gene: YBX3
Product: Y-box binding protein 3
Exons: 11
Coding region: 1-915 (304 amino acids)
Biological process (GO): regulation of gene expression
Cellular component (GO): nucleus
Molecular function (GO): nucleic acid binding
Source: RefSeq, a predicted model, not a curated record
AUGGGGGCUUCAUUCAAGAUAGCAAAAACACUGGAAAAGGUGGUGAUACCGCUGGUCUUCCUUACAGCUUCUCUGAUACAAACGCAAGGGGAAUCUGGUGUCUUGGAAUCCGGAAAACCAAAUGGGGACGUUAGUGGAGAAGCAAGCAGGGAAUCUACUUUACAAAUGGUCAACUGGGCUGCCAGCCCAGAAGGCAACCAUAUAUUCUCUACCGGAAUACUGAAAGGCAAGACCACAGGGGACCCUAGUAACAACUUUAACUUUUUCUUUCCAGCCACCAAAGUUCUUGGCACAGUCAAGUGGUUCAAUGUCAGAAAUGGAUAUGGCUUUAUCAACAGAAAUGAUACCAAAGAAGACGUGUUUGUUCAUCAGACGGCGAUAAAGAAAAACAACCCACGGAAAUAUCUGCGCAGUGUUGGUGAUGGAGAGACUGUAGAAUUUGAUGUGGUCGAGGGAGAGAAGGGUGCAGAAGCAGCUAAUGUCACUGGUCCAGAUGGAGUCCCUGUAGAAGGCAGCCGCUACGCUGCAGACCGGCGCCGCUAUAGACGUGGCUAUUUUAGCCGACGCCGUGGGCCUCCUCGAAGUGGUGGUGAGGGAGAAAUCAAGGAUGGGGUCACAGAAGGACAACUUCAUCAACAAGUUCAUAGGAAUCCUACCUAUCGUCCCCGCUAUCGCAGAGGACCCCCACGUCCACGCCCUGCCCCAGUGGCUGGAGAGGCUGAAAACAAAGAGAACCAUCAUGAGGCCAAUGCUAUGAGUCAGCAGCCACUUCGCCGUGGGUAUAGGCGCCCAUACAACUACCGGCGUCGACCUCGUCCACCCAAUGCUCCAGCUCAGGAUGGGAAAGAGACAAAGGUGACUGAAACACCUGCUGAAAAUCCUGCUCCAGUGACCGAGCAGAGUGGUGCUGAGUAAUGUCCGGCUCCCCAGGCACCUUUACCAUCCCUCAGGUGUCCUAAAAUACAACUCAAAAGUAACACCAAAGAAACACUUAAGCAAUAAAUUGUCAACAGUGAUGACGAAAGCAAAGAUUUGAAACAUCGGAACUUAAAAGAAAAAAAAAUACCAGCAGCUGAGAUCCAGGGAACGCCUGCAAGAUAGAUGCAUGAAGAGAGGAAAAGAGAGCGAGAUUCAAAAAGAGCAACCUCCCCAGUUUCAACAGCAACUGUGGGGAAUUUUUUUUUAGAAUUUCACUGUUUCGCUAGUAUUGAAUUUUUCAAUUUUUCUUUUGGUAUCAAACUGAAAAGGGAAAAAACCCAACCAAAGAACUGAAAUUGAAAUCAAAUGCUUUUUUUAUUGGAUGCUGGUGCUAAACCUCCCAGGUGUGAUGAGUUUUUUUUUUUCUGUGCCAGUCCUGUUCACUGCAGGACACGGGGAGGAGAAACUUCCGCUUUCCUUGGUAAGAUCUAUUUGAAACUGUGCAGCAUGGGUGACGUUCCUCACAAAUAAAAGUGAUUUCAACUACCAAAAA